This is a messenger RNA of Symbiodinium natans, 1371 nucleotides long. NCBI's taxonomy places the organism in Eukaryota, Dinophyceae, Suessiales, Symbiodiniaceae. The record is from the annotation of a GenBank genome assembly.
AUGGCCUCUGCAGGUAUGGACAGGCCAGCCCUCCCGGGCAACAAGCCCCUGAAAGAGGCGGAUCCCACCAUGUACGACCUUGUCCAGCAGGAGAAGGCCAGGCAGACUCGCUGCAUCGAGCUCAUCGCCUCGGAGAACUUCACCUCCCGAGCUGUUAUGGAAUGCUUGGGCUCGGCCCUCACGAACAAGUAUUCUGAGGGCCAACCUGGGGCCCGUUACUACGGCGGCAACGAGGUCAUCGACAAGGUGGAGAACCUUUGCAAGGAUCGUGCCUUGAAGGCCUUUGGCUUGGAUGAGAAGGCCUGGGGCGUCAAUGUCCAGCCGUAUUCCGGGAGCCCGGCCAACUUUGCAGUGUACACGGCCCUGCUGCCGCCCCAUGCCAGGGUCAUGGGACUCGACUUGCCCUCCGGCGGGCACCUGACCCAUGGCUACUACACCGCCAAGAAGAAGAUCUCGGCCACCUCCAUCUACUUCGAGUCGCUGCCCUACCGCGUGCACCCGGAGACGGGGUUGAUCGACUUUGACGAGUUGCGCAAGACGGCGCUCGUCUUUCGCCCGGCCAUGAUCCUGUGCGGGGCUUCCGCCUAUCCUCGCGUCAUUGACUUCGGCAAGUUCAGAGAAAUUGCGGACGAGGUGGGCGCGAUUCUGAUGGCUGACAUUGCUCACAUCUCGGGCCUCGUUGCAACAGGAGAGCACCCGUCUCCCUUCGAGCACUGCGACGUUGUGACAACCACCACGCACAAGUCCCUUCGCGGGCCGCGAGCCGGCAUGAUCUUCUUCAAGUACACGGACAAGAUUCCGGACAUCAAGGAGCGCAUCGACAUGGCGGUCUUCCCAGCUCUGCAGGGCGGGCCCCACAACCACCAGAUCGGCGGGCUGGCUGCCCAGCUCCUGGAGGUUGACAGCCCCAUGUUCAAGGAGUACGCCAAGCAGGUCAAGGCAAAUGCCAAGGCUCUGGCCGAAACCUUGAUGAGCAAGGGGCACAAACUCGCAAGCGAUGGCACUGACAACCACCUGCUGCUCUGGGACCUGCGACCUCAUGGGCUCACGGGCUCCAAGGUGGAGAAAAUCUGCGAGGCGGCAUCAAUCACCUUGAACCGCAAUGCAGUGCAUGGAGACGCGUCUGCUCUCUCGCCGGGAGGAGUUCGCGUGGGAGCCCCCGCGAUGACCACCCGAGGCUGCACUGAACAGGACUUCAAGACCAUCGGUGGGUUCCUGGACCGGUGCUGCCAGCUGGCACUGAAGAUCCAAGCCGAGAAGGGCAAGAAGUUGAAAGACUUCGAGGCGGCCAUUCCCGGCAACCCAGAGGUUGCGGCUCUGAGGAAGGAGGUGGAAGAGUGGGCCAGCAAGUUCGGAUACCCAGGCCUGUAG